This is a messenger RNA of Papilio xuthus (Asian swallowtail), 1025 nucleotides long. Its product is annotated as transcription factor Adf-1. Lineage: Eukaryota; Metazoa; Arthropoda; Insecta; Lepidoptera; Papilionidae. The record is from RefSeq and is a predicted model, not a curated record. The coding region runs from base 39 to 758 and encodes 239 amino acids. The transcript has 2 exons.
CCGCCAUUCCGGCGUCCCGCCAUGUCGAGUGCGGCGCUAUGUUGUUCACACAAAAGUUAGAUCUCAAACUCAUACAACUCGUUAGAGAAAAUCCUGUUCUCUACGAUCACAAUAAUGCUAAAUACAUGGACUGCAACGCCCGCGAGGUCGCCUGGCACAAGAUCGGAGACGAACUGCAAAACCCCGCCGCCGACUGUAAAGUGAGAUGGAUCAAUAUAAGAGACGUGUAUCGACGCAUUUUAAAGAAAAAAAUUAGCGACUCGGAGCCACGAAAAAGGUAUAAAUAUGAAAAUGAACUCGCCUUUAUGAGACCGUUUUUCAAGGAAGUCAGAGCACCAAUUUUCGAUUAUGAGUCAGACACCAACAAUGAGCAAGUUAGUAAUGAUUGUUACGAUGAAGGACCUCCUAGCGAUACAGAAGAUGACACUCCGAUUACAAAGUUGAAAAGAAAAAAAUCAUCUAAAUCUAAUUCUAAAAAGAAAAAGGCGAACAGAUACGAGGAAGAAGAACAAAUGAGCGUGUCUCUGAGUGAAGUAACUACGCCCGUUUGCGAUUUUGAUAGAUCGGAUCCUGUGGAUUCAUUUCUCUUGAGCAUUGGAGCUACAUUAAAAACGUUUUCGCCUUAUCAUUUGAAUAUAGCUAAGACUAAAAUAUUUAACGUGGUGCAAGAACAUGAUUUGCAACAGAUCGUGGAGAAAAAACGCUCUGAAGAAUCUAUUGCCGAUACAUCACAAAAAUAUUCAGAUUACACGCACUAACUGUAAUAUGGAAGUAGGAUAUGAUUCUCAGUAAUGAAAAUUCAUUGCAUUUAUUUUGGUAUCUUGUAAAUCAAAUUCAAAAGUAACCCAAAUAAAAUAAAAAAGUUAAUUUAUAAUGUUUGCAAGGAGGGUGACAGAGGAACAGUGAUGGUAUAUGUACGAAAUCAAAUAAACCUGAUUUACUUUAUCUGUUUGUGACGAUAGAUUUGAUAUGUUUGUGCUAGAAGAUAAUUAAAAAUAAAAAUAUAGAAAAUGAUUAGAAUAUUA